GGAAAGAGAUCGCAGAAAGAGGGCAAAGGGGCAAAAUGGUACCCCUUAUUGUGCCAUCUUCAAAUGUUCUUUCAAAGUUUCGGAAAUAUGCAGCAAAGUAAAAGAUUUUGGAAGCAGGCCGAUCUAUAUCUAUAUAUCUGUUGACGUACCAAAAGGCCUUCAAAUGAGGGGAGAGGGGGCACUGACAUCACUGAUCAGUCAAUCACUGACAGGAUGUAAAUGAGAAUGAGUCACUAGAGGUGCGAGGUGCAAACACAAGAAGUCUAGCAUCGCUGCGAGCAGAUGCAAGUUUUCCAGCCUGGAAAACCAAUUUCUCACCUUGGCUAAGAUCCUUUCUCCAUCAUUAUCUAGAAUGGCUACCCCCUUGACAGUGUAUAAGGACGCCUCCUAAAACAAAAGUGUCUAAUAUUAUAUAACUAUAAGAGCAAUUGUGCAUUAAAUUUGGUAGCAAGUUUUUUACAGCUCUAAGAAAGGAAAGAAAUAGUAUUUAAGUUUACUUGAUUUCUAAUUUUCCUCAACAUCUCCAAAUUCUGCUCUAACAAAGGUUUACUUAAUUCUACAGUUUUAUACAGCUCUGCGAUAAACUAAAAUCAAAUAAUUUAAUGACAAACAUAAAUGUAACAGAAGUUUAAGCGAAGCUUUCACAAAGAAGGCGUAAUAAAACCUAAUCGUAUUCUAUUUCAAAUAAAUUUAUUAAAUAUAAGGAUACCCUUUUUCAUUUUUAUUAGCAUGAAUGUUGCUUACUUGAAGAACACUAUCCAUUUUUUGUCGGUUUCUAAAUUUGUCUCGAUCUCACACUUCCCUUAGGCCCAUAAUGAAUUCAACUCAGUCUCCCUGUGUUUUCCAUUCGACGUGUCAGAGCCUCGCCUUCCAAUCGAGAUUUUGUUUCAUUCGUUGUUGCUGCUGAGUUAAACUCUUGGCGGUAAACAAGAAAUUUUAAUCAGAAAUGAACAAACCAACUAUAAAAAGAUCGAAGACUCCUGCUUAUUCUGUCGCAUCAAAGCCCUCAACACAGUCCUUGAUUGCAAGAGGCUUAGCAACAAAUGAAGAUGGAGCCCAAAAAAGGAUUCAAGGAGGAAAAGUAACAGAGAACAAUCACAAAAAGACAGCAACAUAUCUGUUUUACAAUUCCUCUGAUUCAGACGCUGAUCCGGUUUAUUCCAUGAAUAAAAAGUUGAAUAGAUGUGCAUCAUUGCUGAAUAAUAUAAUGAACGAUAAAGGUACAAAAACAAAGCCGAAAGUUUUUAAUGCUGAAGUGAAACCCAACACGAUGAGCAGAAGGGACAAGAAGAAAGUAGUGAAAAUUGUUUUGCCAAAUGCCAUUGAAAGACCGAAGCGAUCAGCUGCAGCUCAAGAUGCAAAAGCUUCAACCAUGGUGACAUCAACGCCAAGAACAGCUGGCAAAAAGGUGCCAAAGUCUAAAAAGAAAAGAGAAAAUGAGCUGAAGGAAGAACUUGCCAAAAUAGAAAUGGAGAAAAGUCUUCUUCAAGAUCAAUACUCUCAGCUGCUGAAGCAUCAUAUGCUAUCUCCAAACAAUCAUUCUGUUACAUUGCCUAUGGAUACAACUGCUCCAAACUUAUCGUCAUCUCAUCGAGAUAUUAUUCAAAGAGUACCAGAGGCUCUGUUUUAUUCUAAUUUGACUACUCCUAAAUCAAACAGCACUAAGGAUUUGUCAUCUAGCAUCGUUUUCAAAGAACUGGAGAAAACAAUCAGUGGAAUUUCCGAAAAAUUGUCAUUUCCUGCUAAAAUUUCAGCUUCAGAGGGGAAAGAUACUUCAAGUCAAAUCACUGAACAUAAACGCUUGGGGAGUUUCACGGCCAGCAAUCGUUCAGCAACAGCCAUGGAGGUAAAUAAAUUGCUAAACAAUGGGGUAGACAACCAGGCAGGCGAACAGCGUGCUGUUCAGUGGUCUGAAAAGGCACCGUUAGUAGAAUAUUUUAAAAAUCCGUCACUAGAUUCUACCUCAGUUGAGGAUUCUGACACUUCGAGUUCGCAUUCGCACGACGAAGAAGACGUUACUUUAACAGCUGGGAGUUUUGAAUGCGAAAAAGAUUCUUUAGAAAAGAUCGAAGUGGAGUCUUAUACUGACAGUGCCUCGGGGGAUGACCCUGAUUCAUCCAGUCAAAGUGAUCGAUAUGAUGAUGAUGAUGAAAAUAAAGACUUUGAAAAAGAAGAGAAGAAGAGAACUGACGAAUUGGCGAGCAAGCAAACAGAGAAACAAACCCGUGUAAAGACAGUGAGAUUUGAAAAAAACGAUGACAAAAACAACGUCAGUGACACUGGGUUGGUCGAGGAUAGAAAGGGGACGAAAAGGGGAUUAUUGUUCAAAAAUGAAAGGUCCGGAUCUGAUGGCGCUGUGGUAUUAAAUGCUGAUCCAGUUGUGGACACAGAAGGUUUUCAUGUUGCACAAACUGUUGAAGGCAGAGAAGGAAUUGCCAAAAUUGACAAAGGAAAGAAAAAGAAGAAGCGAUAUGAAAAUGACUCUGAAGGAAAUAAAGAUUUGAUCAGGAAUAAACAGAAGGAUAGGAAGGUUGAUCCAGUAUCGACAAAAGAAACACCCACGGCAGAAAGGGAAGAUCAAGAUAGAAAAUCAGAGAAGCAGUUUUAUCAAAGUCCGAAUGGUACAGCUAAAAGACCGUUGCUAGAUGCUGUUAGCCAGUUAAGCGUGAUGAGAAACUCAGAUGAUAUGAAACUAAAGCCCCAUUCAACAGGGAUCGAAUUGCAUGGAAUUAAACCUGGCUAUGCAGCUACCCAGAUAACAGCCCUGAGCUAUCUUUUUAAAGAGCUUACUAGCCUCCUGUCAGACAGAAUAAACAGCGAAGAAAGUAGAUUGUUGAAUGAAAUCGAUCACAUGAUUGGUCUUUUGCCAUUCCUUAUCAACAAUCUUGAUCCGAAUUUGCAAACUGAAAUUAGCCUUGCUGUACAGCCUUUGAGAGUGGAGAACAGCGACUUAAGAAGGCAACUUCGAAUUGCUAAUCAAAGGAUAAGGGAUUUUGAAAUUAACGUUCAGGAGCUGCAAGAUUCACUGAAACAUGCAAGAAAACAUACUCUUGAUCAGUCUCAAAUAGAAAAUCUGAGACACCAGAUGCAACAAGAUGAAGCAACAAAAAAACUACUUAUGGAACGCAUUUCAGGCCUAACCAAGAAUGCAGAAGAUUUAAAGCAAGAAAAUUUGAAGCUGGUGGAGAGAAUAUCUGUUAAGGAUGCUGAAAUAGUGAGGCAGAAGCAGCUUUGGCAAAAGGAAAAAACAUCUGUCUACACAGAGAAUGACUUUGCAAGAAACAGGCUGGAAUCAUUUUCAUUGUCACUACAAGCCAAGGAAAAAGAGACCAAAAUUUUAAAAGUUUCCUUAACACAAUCAGAGGCUGAAGUGGUUCGACUGACAGAAUUAAACAGAGAUCUUCGUAACUCUGUGGAGAGGCUGCUACAGGAUGUAAAUUUCAAAGAUUCUCGACCAUUUGUAAGAGAUUCCAAACCAAACAAUUUAGCUCGACACCGUGGUCACACUGGUGCAACGUCAAACAAUUCAACUAACAGAAAAGCCUACCAACUCACGUCUGACGAUCCAUACAAGCCAGAGACCGUAUCACAUCAAAUUUCUAAUAUGAAGCCUACUCAAGAUUUGACUACGCAAGAAGGGGAUUCUCGACGAUAUACACGCCCUUAUUCAGACCAAGAGAGUGACUUUCUAUCCAGCACCACUAUCUCUGAUCUAACAGCAACAUCAACAUCUUCGGUGAAAUUUGAAAGUUUCUACAGUGAAUUUGAACCAAACGGUAAUUUUGACGACCAAAUUUCAACACUCACAUGUGAUAGUCAAGAAUUCCGAACUAAUUUAGCUAAUUUAAGCUCAAACAUUAAGCAAAUGCAACAAUCGUUGUGCAAUGCCAAGCGUGCCUAGUUUAUCGUGUGGAUACAUUUGUCAGAUGUAUGUAAAAUAUAUUGUAUAGAAAUAUUUUAUUAGCUAUUUAGGAUACAUGACUUAAAAUUUCUUCAAUUUAUUGUUGUUUACCGAAUUUCAUGGAAAGAUGCUUUGGAGAUAAUCUUCUUGAGCCAUAGAAUGCUUUUGCUACAAUUGUUAGAGAUGGGCCUGAAUUGUGUGUGUCGUUGAUUCACUUUGAACCGCUGAUCUGACAGGGUAAAUGUUUUCUUGCACCGAAUGUUCUCAAAGCGUAAACAUAUGCAGACUUUGAGCAUAUUGAUCGUAUGAAGACUGUUGCGCGGUCACUUACACGCUGUGGUAGGGACCAGUGGCGGAUUUAGGGGGGGGCAACUAGGGGCAGUUACCCCUCCCUCACCGAGUUGAAGCAAAUUUAGUGCCCCAUUUUUGGAAAUUUUGCGCCCCUUUUGAAGGAUGAUAAGCAGGUGAAAAAGUUUCUGAGACUUCUAGGUUAAUUUAUUUCAAAGAUUUCCUCAAAGUAUACAACAUUAUUGUGAAAAAUUUCCUUACAAAGUGAAUACAGUGUACACUCAUCAUCAAUUUCUGGAAAAUUUUCAGCGCCCCCAAUACCAACUGCCCCUCCUUCAAAUUUUCUCUGGAUCCGCCCCUGGUAGGGACAUAUCCUCCUUUAUUGGCGACAUCCCUGUUCCUAUUUGGAUUUAGCCAAAUUACUUGAUUGUAAACCACUGAAGCGUAGCACUUGCUAGCCUGCGUGCAGUCUCUACUGUUAUUGCGGAGGAAGACGGAGAGAAGGAGGAAAGAGCGCAAAUAAGCACUUGCAUGAAUGAAAAAUCUGCAUGGCGUUGAAUCCAAAGGCUUUCGUUGAACAGGGUGCUAUGUGGGAUGUGGGGGGGGGGUCACUUCCCCCCAAGAGUUAUAAAUCUGCUUUUACUCGGCAGAUUUUGCUUUUUUAGUGCUUACUAGUCAAAGUUGAUGGUGGCAUAAAUUGAAAAUCGUUGAAAGUCUAUGGUAUAUUUCAUAAUCUUCGCUCCACGUUAAUGUUUCAACUGUUAAUUGGCAUAUAAGGAAUAAAACAAGUUAAGGAAUUACAUAGAUUACAAAGAUAACAUGUACAAUUACAAGAUUACAAAGAUAUCUAUCUAUCUUGUUGCUAUUUUCUUGCAUUGUGUGUAUUUAUCUAUCUAUUCUAAAUGGUAGCUCUUCAAAUAACACUUUGGCAUUAAAAUAUCAAAUUCAAAUUCAUGUUAUUUAGCAAAAUAUUUACAAUUUAUCGAAUACAAGUUAACCAAAGAUAUAAUAAUAAAAGAUACAAAGUUAAAGAUUGGUGGAUACAGUAAGCUCUAUAUAAUACAAUUCUUAGUAAGUUGCCCAGGAAACUGAGAGAACCAAAAAGGUUUUCGAGCCUAGUAUCCUGUUAUUUGGGUUACGAUUGGUUUUUCGUGCAGGAGUUCUAAAGUGAUGACGUCACAAAAAUAUACUUUAUAGAAUUUUUGAAUUUGGAUUCCAUAGCCUGAAAGAGCAUCAUGAAAUACCUCUCAAUAUGCCCAAUCAGUCAAAUGUAUUACGAAUUGGCUGAGAUAUGGCCACAUGUGUACUGGCUUUUUCCCCAUCAAACCUCUGUAUUUUAGUCUCUGUUCAUACCUUUAUGAACGGACCGAAAAUAACAGUGAUUCGUUAGCAAACUUCAAAUCUUUCAUUGGCAAUAUCUCAACGGGUUUUGGAUAUAUUUGGCCAGUUUUGCAUAUUUGGAAGUAUUUCACUGUGAUAUUUAAUGUUAUGUGGUGAAAAUUCAAAAAUUUUAAAAAUAGGUUUUUGGUGAUGUCACACUUUAGAACUCUAUUUGGGAUGAAAUUGGUCUGAUUAGGAUGAAGUAUCUUAUUUCA
This is a messenger RNA of Rhopilema esculentum, 5784 nucleotides long. Lineage: Eukaryota; Metazoa; Cnidaria; Scyphozoa; Rhizostomeae; Rhizostomatidae. The record is from RefSeq and is a predicted model, not a curated record.